This is a messenger RNA of Sinocyclocheilus grahami, 656 nucleotides long. RefSeq names its product ATP-dependent RNA helicase Dhx29-like. The record is from RefSeq and is a predicted model, not a curated record. Lineage: Eukaryota; Metazoa; Chordata; Actinopteri; Cypriniformes; Cyprinidae. Bases 11 to 589 code for a protein of 192 amino acids. The transcript has 4 exons.
GCUCAUUAGGAUGGUGGAGCAGGCCGGUUUCGUCGCCUCCAAGCCCGGCCGAACUCCUCGCUCUCGGCCCGGCGCUGAACCCAAAGCCCUCGGCUCGCUCUCCCAGCAGGACGUCUCCGUUCUCAAAGCCGUGUUGACUGCGGGUCUGUAUGACAGCGUGGGCCGUAUCCUCUGCUCUCCCUCUCUGGACGUUCAGGAGCGGGUGGUGUGUGUGGCUGAGACGGCUCAGGGAAAGGCUCACGUUCACCCCUCCUCAGUCAACCGCUUCCUACAGACCCACGGUUGGCUGCUCUUCCAGGAAAAGGUGAAAUACACUAAGGUGUUUCUAAGAGACACUACGUUGAUCUCUCCUUUAUCCAUGCUGCUGUUUGGAGGUGAUAUUGACGUGCAGCACAGGGAGAGACUCAUCUCUCUGGAUGGAUGGAUCUACUUCCAGGCUCCAGUCAGAAUUGGCGUGAUCUUCAAACACCUUCGCAAACUCAUCGACUCCCUCCUGGAGAGGAAAUUGGCCAACCCCAAAAUGAAUUUGGAAGAUGAGAAAACCAUACAAAUCAUCACAGAACUGAUCAAGUCAGAAAACAUGCUCUGAUCUAUGAAUUACUGAAAUUGAGGGGUGAGAAUGUCAAUUAUAUUGCCAAACCAGAAUAAAAAUAUUU